AUGUUGCCACGAUCCAUCGCCCACUCUACCGCCCGCCAUGUCACAUUUCCACCACCAUGCACACUCUGCAGCUGCACCUGCGGCUCCCUCUUCCUUCCCCAACGACGUUCCGCCUCUUCCAGCCGCAAAGCCCCCUCGACCUACGCCAAAGCCCGCCAAGAAAAAAGCCAAGUGCUGACAGCGACAGGCGCAAAGGAACGCAAGGCACUCAACGAGCACAAUGCCAGCGCGGUCACCGACAUCCUCGCCAAUCUUCCCCAAGCCUUCCGGGUCAUGACAGCAGCCAGGGCCGCGGCCUUCUUGCAGGAUUUUGAGAAGCUGGUGGCGCGGCAUAUGGGUCGGAACGUGAACAAGACGGAAUUCCAGGCCCUGGUCAAGGAGUCGGGCUUGCCCAUGCAAGAUCUCUUCAAUCUCAACCUCAUCCUGGUCAAUGUGCCGGGGGAUAACUACCUGGGGAAGAAACUCAUGUUUGCGCUGAGUGUUGCCGGGUUGGAAGAUGCCACCAUCUCCAUCUGCAGUCACGCGUUGCUGGGGAACAAGGUCAGGCCGAACUUAUUGCGAAGCGCCGAGAUUGUGUAUGCGCGGGGCCAUCUGAAGCAGUUGGCGAGGUACGGGAAGAGCUACCGUGCCAUGGUGCUAGAGGGCAAGAUCAUGCGAGCGCUGGGUGAUGAAGAUGAGGCUCUGGCGAUGUGGGAGAAGGGGAUGGGUGCUGCGGUGGCGCGUGGGCAGCGCAUGCUAGAUAUGAAGAGGAGGGGAGUGAUCUCCGAGCUGCAGGCUGAGCGUGUCCUACAACAGCGGGAUUCCGUCGAGCUCUCUAGCCCGUGGAUCGAAUUGACCCUGUUGCGAUAUGAUCGAUAUGUGCGUUUCUGGGGACAAAACGAUUUCACGGCGGCACAGGCUGAGCUUGAAAAAGCGGAGAAAGCUGCAGACAUCGGUUGCAGGAUGGAUGAUCCGACUAGCCACUAUCACAAAGCUGAGUUCUUCAAGAAGGCCGACCCGGAUGGGACGACAAAACAUACUUCCGUUUGGCUAUAUCACAUGACUAAAGCAGCUACCUCAGGACAUGCUAUCGCGUGCCAUAAACUGGGUAUCUUCUAUGCCGAGAGUGGAUGGAAAUACAUCGACGACGAACCGCCGGAUCAUGUGAAACCGACACCCUUUGAUAGCUAUCCUUCUGACUCCACGAGUCUCCUGUCAACUCUCCAACGCAUGUUCACCUUCUUCCCACCACAAACUGCAACAGAAGCAGCGAAACGCGAAUCCGACGAUCUUUUCCACACGGCCGCGUUCCCAUCUACACCCCAACACCGCUGGCUGAUGGCCUCCCACUGGCUAAAGCUGGCCAUGCAACACAUGUACGCCCCCUCCUACCUCUACGCCGCCCAAAUGCUCGUACAUGAACGAUACUGGGCGCAAGCGCAAGCCCCGAAAGCCGCACUCCACAUGACCGCGGAGCGUUACAAAUACGCCAACAAAGCCGACUACGAAGCCAAAAACCCAAUCGUCAAGCCCAACUCCGCCGAAAAGCAGGAUGAACCGCCCGAAGACCCCCUCAUCCCCCGCACCGCCUCACACACCGACCUCGCCAAAACCUACCUCACCCAAGUCUUCAACGCCUGCACAGCCCAUUCACUCUACCUCUCCGCCCUGGCCCGCGAACAAAAGGCCGCUUCCCUACGCGGCCCCAAGCUCCGCAGCGCCCAACAGCAACAGGAACCUAUCUUGGACGAAAGCGCGCUGGAUGGACGCCAGUUCAAGCGUGGGGAGGAUGUGAGCGAGGAGGUGAUGGAGUGGUUCAGGUUUCCGGAUGUGAGGGAGAUGUGGAGUGAGCAGGCGGAGGGGUUGGCGGUGACGGCGAGGGGGCUUUGCGAUGAGAGGGGGUGGGAUUUGGUGGGGCGGGAUGGGGGGUUGGUUUAUUCUUGUCGGAAGAGGGGUGUGGGUGGAAGUGGUGGUGAGGUGGAUGGUGGUGAGGUGGAUCGGAAGUAG
This is a messenger RNA of Recurvomyces mirabilis, 1986 nucleotides long. RefSeq lists its product as uncharacterized. Lineage: Eukaryota; Fungi; Ascomycota; Dothideomycetes; Mycosphaerellales; Teratosphaeriaceae. The record is from RefSeq and is a predicted model, not a curated record. Bases 1 to 1986 code for a protein of 661 amino acids. The transcript has a single exon.